GCAGGUACGAUGAUGCGGCUCCGUUGUAAAACCCGUCAGGGGACACACUUACUGCAGGGGCUGACAGAGGUGUCCAGUGUCCGGGAGCUGCAGGACCUUAUAGCGGGGGUGAGCGGCAUCUCCGGGCCCGCACAGCGAGUCAUGGUAGGCUAUCCCCCAGCCUGUCUGGACCUGAGCGAUGCUGACGCCCGCCUGCGGGAGCUGCCAAUCAAAUCAGGUGACACGCUAGUUGUGGAAGAGGAUAAAAGCAGGAAUGCUACUGUCGUGAAGCAAUGUUUAAAUGAUCAGACUCUGCCAAGAGCUCCAGCGAUUGUUCGUAGAGUAGUUCCAGCAGACAAUUCCUGUCUCUUUACAAGUGUUUACUAUGUAGUGGAAGGUGGUGUAUAUGACCCAGCAUGUGCACCAGACAUGCGCAGUCUUAUAGCUGAAAUUGUUGCCAGUGAUCCCACAAGUUAUUCUGAAGCUGUGCUUGGAAAAAGUAAUGAAGAAUAUUGCUCUUGGAUUCGUAGGGAUGACACAUGGGGUGGAGCUAUAGAAGUUUCAAUACUUUCAAAAUUUUAUCAGUGUGAAAUUUGCGUAGUAGAUACCCAGACAGUGAGAAUAGAUCGUUUUGGGGAAGACGCUGGCUACAGCAGAAGAGUUUUGCUAAUUUAUGAUGGCAUUCACUAUGACCCUUUACAGCGCCAGUUUCCUGAUCCUAGCAUGCCCCCUAUGACCAUCUUUUCCACAACAGAUGAUGAUGCACUGGUACAGGCCCUGGAGUUGGCAGAUGAAGCCAGGAAGAAAAGAAAGUUCACAGAUGUGAAUAGAUUUGCCUUACGCUGUAUGGUUUGCCAGAAGGGAUUAACUGGUCAAUCGGCAGCAAGAGAUCAUGCCAAGGAAACUGGGCACACCAACUUUGGGGAGGUGUAG
This is a messenger RNA of Staurois parvus, 912 nucleotides long. The record is from the annotation of a GenBank genome assembly. NCBI's taxonomy places the organism in Eukaryota, Metazoa, Chordata, Amphibia, Anura, Ranidae.